CUUCUGUAUCAUAUGUGUUCAUUUAGCCUACAGAACAAUCGUUAUAGAUCUGGAAGACUGAAUCGUGAUCCCCGUCAGCUUGAAAGAUCAGGAAAAUGAAGGAUACAUUUUAUUCAGAUGAGCACAUGAUUAUCAUCAUUCCAUUGGGCAGUCUUAAAGAUGCUCAAGAGGGCCAGUUAAUGCCGGAGAAUUUCCACUGUGUGUUUAAAGAUGUCUACAAGGUGUUCUUGAAGGGACAACCCAAAGCACUGGGGAUGGCUCAGUUCAUUGCUGGAGUUUUCAUACUAAUUCUUGGUCUACUGACUCAAAACCAAGAUGACUUGUUGUAUACUGUGCCUAGUGUUCUAUUUUUCCUCUCAGGAAUGCUGUCAUAUGUAGCUGGUCAGUCUCCAAACAUGUGUGUGACAAAACUGUCGUUUUCAGUGAACAUCACCAGCUUUUUCUGGUCCAUUGUGGCUUUUACUCUCCGUGCCCAUCAUGUGUCUUUUGCAACAGACCUUGAAGCGGUAGAAAAAGGGAUCCAUAUCAUUAUUGCAGCGCUCUUGAUCAUCGAAAUGUUUGUUGCCAUGGUCUUGAUCUACUGGGAGAGUAAGGCAGUUUGCAGACAACAUUUCAACAUUCUGCCACUUCUCACUCUCAAGCAGAUGGGGAACUAAAAGAUUGACAAGAGCUCAACAACUAAGAGUAAUAGGUUAGAUAAAUCAUUGGCUAUCAUGUCAAACUUCUAAAAGGGCUGUAUGUUUGCCAAUUCAUUCAAUGUUUUUUUUGUUUGUAAAGCUCUAAUUGUUUGUUACUGUCAUACUGUGGGUAUUAUUUAUGGUUUUAUCAAGAGAUGAUUGUACUUCAGAGAUCUUUAUGAUGCUGUUGGAUUCAUUGCUCAAAAUAAAAUGAAUUGUAUUCUGA
Messenger RNA from Hypomesus transpacificus, 903 nucleotides. RefSeq lists its product as uncharacterized. The transcript is spliced from 7 exons. The record is from RefSeq and is a predicted model, not a curated record. Bases 96 to 656 code for a protein of 186 amino acids. NCBI's taxonomy places the organism in Eukaryota, Metazoa, Chordata, Actinopteri, Osmeriformes, Osmeridae.